Molecule: messenger RNA, 2859 nt
Organism: Oppiella nova
Lineage: Eukaryota; Metazoa; Arthropoda; Arachnida; Sarcoptiformes; Oppiidae
Source: the annotation of a GenBank genome assembly
AUGUAUUGGGCGUACGGGUGGCCGCAGACANUGUCUUGUCUUAAGCUCUACUGUUUGUCACCUAUUCCUCUAUUCCUCGACCAUAACACGCCUUCUUUGCCAACUAGUGUUUCAGGUCUUCGGCGCGAGAGCUCUGAACUGUUUGUCACCGAAAAGAUUCCGUCUUUGCUUCUGAUGCUAUCGUUUUCGACGCAAAUCACAACUGGGAUUAAAUGUUUAAUGGCAGCCGAGGAGGAGAUAGUAAUCGGAACAAAGAAUGGAGAGAUAUGUGGAGUGCAUUGGGACGGAAACAUUGACGACUCUUUCAUCUGGAAACUCACUUCCAAGACAUUCUCGGCCACGGAUGACAUCAAUGUAGUGGACAUUAAGUACUCGUCAAUGAUUGGUGGCUUUGGUCUUGUAUUCAGCUGCGGUCGCGCGGCUUUCAUGCCAUUGCACUCUCACUCUCACAGCAGCCAACCCUCCACUCCAGAUGUGAUGACAGGUUCGCCACAAUUCAACUCAAGACUCCAAUUUGUGCCCGAAGUGGACAAUGCGUGCAGUUGUGCUAUCAAUCAUAAGUACCAAUUGAUUGCCUUUGGACUCAACAACACGGAGGGAGUGGUGUGUUGUUUGGAUGACACCCAGAAUGCCAUAACUGUCACACAUAGGCUCGUCUUGUCUGCCGAUACUUUUCCCGACGCCAGCUUCACAGCCGGUGCCCUCACUUGUAUUCAAUGGACUCCCGAUUCUACUGUAUUGGCCACUGCUUGGGAAAAGGGAGGCUUUGCUUUGUGGUCCGUAUUUGGAGCUCUAAUUGCCUGUAGUUUCUCAUGGGAUUUGGGUGCAGUCGAUGCCAUCAAAUCGAGUCCUUUUAUUGUCAAUUCAAUGACAUUUGGUAAAGAAGGAUAUCACUUAUGGUUAGCCACCAAAAGUGCAACUCUUGCAAACACUGUGGACAAUGGAAGUGGUUGUCUAUUAGAUGGCGUAUCCAAGCUGUCUAUGGCCAAGAGUGUGAUUGCAUCGAACCCGAGCUCAUCCAUUAAUGAAGAGCUCGUUUUGCUCACAUCUGAAGACCGCCUCUUUAUAGGCAUCGGUGCCGUCAAUGUGGGCCAACAACAGCAACAUUACUCACCCAUGUGUUCAACUGAUUAUAUCGACCACUACUGCAACGGUAGUAUUGCUGAUGACAUUAUGCCGUCGACUAACUGUACCUCAGGUGAGAUAUAUUGGGAACAACAACCCAUAGCAGUGGGCAAUCUUCAGUGGAUUGUGAUAAAUAUGCCGCACAGGUAUCUGUCCACCAAUUGGCCCAUUAGGUACGCAACUAUCGAUAGCAUGAGUCAACAUAUUGUGAUUGCCGGCCGCACCGGUUUAGCUCACUAUUCACUCGCUCACAGAAAAUGGAAACUCUUUGGUAACGAGAGUCAAGAGAAGGACUUCGAGGUGUGCGGAGGGGUGUUGUGGUGUGCGGAGCACAUGAUAGUGAGCUGUUUCAAUGUGAUGGACGGCAGGUAUGAGUUGCGCACGUAUUCCCAUAAACAUAAACUUGACAAUCAGUUCGUACGGGUGGCCAAAGUGGACAAUGAAGUGCUGGUCAUGUCUUUGUUUAAUAAUAAUCUAAUCACUUAUUUAAUCGACGGAACCAUUCAUUUGUAUGGUUUGAAUCGCAAAACACAAAACCAAAUAUCGUCACUAUAUAUAACACAUAUGAGUGAAAUAGUGAUCAAUAACCUCAUCGUUCCGCCCGAAUGUGUCACUCUUGUCGUGUUAACCAAUUUGCACAUCGAGUCCACCAAAGAGUCCAAAGAGCAGCCGCUUUCCAUUUUGAUGAACAUUUGUGGACGACUUCUGCUGCUCGAGAAGGAGACAAACACUGGCAAUGACUCCAAUGACUCCAAUGACCACCAAAUUGUCUACAAGAAGGUCUCCAUAUUGGCGUCGGGUGUCGAGAACGUGUGGAUCUCUAAUAUGAGCUCAAAGUCGGAUCGCCCCCAUCUCACAGAGUCCUUGUACUUGUCGUGUGGUUCUAAUGGAAUGGGCGUAUGGCUUCCAUUACUACCGGUGCCCGAACAACACACUACGAGCCAUAGCUUUAUGUCGAAGCGCAUUAUGCUUCCAAUAGCCACUCAUAUCUAUCCGUUGGCCAUACUGUUUAGGGACGCCGUUAUGUUGGGCGCAGAGAACGACACAGUGUUGGGGUCCCGACACCUGCCGAUUGCGCUUCCAUUUUGUGUGGUGUCGCGCACGAGUCAAGUCUAUUUGCAUCACAUUCUGCGCGAACUCUUGCGCCGCAAUCUGGGUCUUCACGCCUGGGAAAUAGCCAAUAGUUGCACGAAUUUACCGUAUUUUCCACAUUCACUCGAACUCCUGCUUCACGAAGUGCUCGAAGAGGAGGCCACCACUUCUCAUCCCAUUCCCGACGCACUCCUACCCCGUGUCGUCGACUUUAUCCGUGAGUUUCCGGUCUUUUUGCAGACUAUAGUGCACUGCGCGCGCAAAACAGAGUUAGCCCUCUGGCCUCACCUCUUCGCCAUUGUCGGCAAUCCCAAGGAGUUGUUUCAAAAAUGCCUCUCUGAAGGACAGUUAGAAACUGCCGCCUCUUAUAUCAUAGUUCUCCAGAACUUAGAGAAGUCGUCGGUUUCGCGACAUUACGUGUCAUUGCUGUUAGAGUCAGCGCGAAGUGCCGGUGCUAUGCAUGUCGUCAAAGAUUUGGCUCGUUUUCUACGUGCUAUUGACUCCUCAGAUGCCGACACUUCGGCCAUCAGAACGUCCACCAGUUCUACGACUGGUAUAUUUGGUACCGAUUCUACUCACGACACACAUCCGCCUCUUACACGACAAACAUCGGGUCUUACGGGUAAUGCAUACAUGGAUUAG